AUGGACGACUAUCUGGAGAGUCCGAUGGAGGCCGAGGAUAGUUUCCCCUGCAAAGGAUGUGGUGAGAUCCUCGAAGAGGGCAAAGCGUUCGAACUCGCUGGCAACCGAUGGCAUCUCAACUGUUUCCGCUGCAACACCUGCGGCACCCUCCUCGACUCGGAUGCGAACCUACUCCUCCUUGGCGACGGCUCGCUCAUCUGCAACAACUGCACCUACAGCUGCAGUGCCUGCGGCAACAAGAUCGAGGACCUGGCCAUCCUUACUGGGGACCAGGCCUUCUGUGCCACCUGCUUCCGCUGUCGGAACUGCAAGAGGAAGAUCGAGAACCUGCGCUAUGCCCGGACCUCGCAGGGCAUUUUCUGCAUGAGCUGCCACGAGUCCCUCAUGGCCAGGCGGAGGAAGAAAUCAAAAGCAGCCGCCCAGGCCAAGGCGCGCGAGAAGGAGAAUUCGCCCAUGGUAGUUGAUAAGAGUCUGCCCGCGCUCCCUCCCAAUGCCAUUCCGAACGGCGCAUUCUCCAACGACCGGGUCGACCCUGAUUCCGACACACCCACCGAGCUCUCUCCCCGACCGAGGCCGCCGUACGCGCGGAAUGAUUCGUCCUCAAGAAGCAGCUCCAGACCAGCCAGGUCGCCCGAGAGACCCUCCGACCAUAGAGACAAGGACGCCGGGCUCUCUCUACCGCCGACGAGCUACCGCAAUAACCGCAACUCGACCAUGUUCUCGGGCAACGAUAUGGCAAGCACCACGAGCGGCGAGGAUCAGGGAUUCUUCAUACCCGUCGCGCUUGAUCCGAGCCCGGCGUUGCCCGAACCGAAUAGGAGGAAAGAGAAGGACUACUUCAGUAUCCCAAAGGCCGAGUCUGACAACAGGAGGAAGGAAUCGCAAACCUCCACCCCGCACAUUGCUUUCCAGGAGAAGAGCCGCCAGACGUCCUCCGACUACGAAAGUUCCCCUGCCAAGGAGAUGACCCGGAAGCUGUCCAAGAGGGACAAGUCUGGGUCCGCGAGGACAAGUGCACAAGCGAACGACAAGGUUACCAACGGCCGCUCGCACCCUAGUGAGGACUUCAAACUACAGGAAGCCCCCAAGAGCAAGAAGUUGAACUCCCGGAGUGCUUCUCAAUCCGGCGGGCUGCAGGAUGUUGGCUCUCGGGGAAGCCAGGGAUCUGGUCGCAAAGACAAAGAAGGCUAUGCCAACGGCUCGAUCACCGACUCGCCCCAGAUGCUCGGUUCAGGCACCAAGACUGGGACUCCCCGAAGCUCGCAGGACUCACGGUUUAAGGAUGAGGAGGAGGCCCGGUCGAAUGAGUCUUCUCUUGGUUCCAGCUCGAACCAGUCCAAACCCAUAUCUAGGAAAGAACUGCCUUCCUCUGCGUCAAGAGGGGCCCCUGGUUCUAAGUCUACGCCUGAAGAGGGCCCUCUGCUGCCACCACGCCCAGGGAUGGAGCAGAAGUUAAGCGACUCGUACAUGGCCCCUCGUGCACCACCAGCGCCUCCGUCUCACAAGGCCGGGAAGGAAUCUACCAGUUCGACGGACCCGAAUGAGCCCAGGACUUCGCCCAAGCUUCCUAGGUGGAGUGCGGGUGGUGAUUUCAGCAUGGAUGAGGAUAUGGCUCGCAUUCUGGGUGCAGAUGAAUCUUCAUCGAACAUUAUGCGCCGGGUAUCCAACGCGGUGCGUCACGGGCGAACCAACAGCGCAGAGCAAAGCAGUCACCCUCCUCGUGUGGGACAUACGCGAAGCGUAAGUGAAUCAACAAGGACCACCGCAUCACCCCGAUGGCCCAAGACGCCCAUUGCGGAAGACGUAAAUGGCCAUUUGCACGAUAUCACUAGCCCCAUAGUAUUGGCACCAGGUGACGAUCCUGCCCUUUUGAAACGUCGCCUUCGAACGUCUGAGCAAAGAGUUGCCGAACUCGAGAAACAAUUCACCAACGAGAAAGACCUGAAGGUUAUCAGUCAGAGGUUGGAGGAAAAGAGGAAAACGGUAUCAGUUCUUGACACUCAAACCGAAAUCAUGAUUCGCCAGCUCGAGGUGCUAGCCGGCUAUGUGGAAAAGGCCAAGGACACGAAGCGGCCCAUCGACCCGCGCGAUCUGGAAGAAUCGGCCCUCAAGGAGUUUGUCCAGAAGCUGGACAAGCUCAAACAGUCGAUGACGGCCGCUCUGGAGCAGCUCCAUUCUGAGCGGGAUGCCUUGAUGGAGGAAAAGAACCAAGCCAUCGCAGACCGUGACCGGGCGCUCAUGGAGUUCGAGACGCUGUCGUCCAAGAAUGCCCAGCUCGCUGAGAUGAACAACGACCUCACUCACCAGAUCCAAGGAAGAUUCAAGAGCCACUCGGACCAACGAUCGCCGAUGAAUGGCCUAGGCAUCUACCACCAGCACAAGGGUACUUCAAACAGCUCGGUUCAGCUCGAUAGCUCGAGUAUCCAGACGGGUACCACCAUGAUCCCUGAUCAGGAAGAACCCAUCCUGGAAUCCGGCCCCACAGUCGUCAACAUCCGCAAGGGCCAAGUAAAGAGAUUUAACUGGACCAAGGGCUCCAAGGCGAUGGCAAAGAACAUUGCCAAGGGAGUGAACAGAGGUAUUGGCGCCCUGCAGCAACCUGAGCGUCGCGAGCCUCAGUUUGCCGGUGAGAACAUCGGCCUGCCUUAUAACAUGACCCACACUCCGGUGGAAUCACCGGUGUCUCAGGGCCCGCAGACCGCCCAGGCUCGUCAGAUUGCUGCCAACAAUGAACGGCAGGGCUUCUUUGGUUUCAAGAAAUCAACGACCAUGCCCAAGAACCUCGGCACUUUCAACACGUCCAAUGCCAACAUUGCGGAAGCGGCUAACGUUCUCUUCGGCUCGGAUCUCUCGGAGCGUGCUGAUUACGAGAAGAGGCAGAUCCCGUGCGUCGUCACUCGCUGCAUUGAGGAAGUCGAGCUGCGAGGUAUGGAUGUGGAGGGCAUCUACCGAAAGACUGGAGGCAACUCGCAAGUGAAAGCCAUCCAGGAGGGCUUUGACAAGAACGAAAACUUUGACAUCUCGGACCCCGACCUGGAUAUCACGGCUGUGACGAGCGUUCUGAAGCAAUACUUCAGGAAACUUCCCAUACCACUGUUGUCAUAUGACGUCUACGACCGUAUCCUGGAGACCAACACUCUCACGGAUGACGACGAGAAGUGCGAUCAUCUGAGGAAGACCUUCAAUCUUCUACCACAGAAACAUCGGGACUGCCUCGAGUUCCUCAUGUUCCAUCUCGUCCGGGUAGCCCAGCGCGAGCCGGAGAACCUGAUGUCGCCAAAGAAUUUGGCUGUUGUGUUUGCACCCACUAUAAUGAGGGAUCGCACCAUUGAACGAGAGAUGACAGACAUGCACGCAAAGAACACAGCCGUGCAGUACAUCAUUGAGAACAGCCAGAUGAUCUUCUCUGAAGAUUAA
Neoarthrinium moseri is the source of this 3417-nucleotide messenger RNA. RefSeq lists its product as uncharacterized. Lineage: Eukaryota; Fungi; Ascomycota; Sordariomycetes; Amphisphaeriales; Apiosporaceae. Bases 1 to 3417 code for a protein of 1138 amino acids. Gene Ontology annotation, biological process: regulation of GTPase activity; signal transduction. The transcript has 6 exons. Gene Ontology annotation, cellular component: cytoplasm. The record is from RefSeq and is a predicted model, not a curated record.